CAGCUAUCACAUCGCCAUCACUCCUAACCCCAGAUAUGGACAACUGUGGUGUGAGGUUCAAGGCUGUCUGGAUGGAAAUAUGUUCCUCAAGUAUCACUGUGAGAAUGAGGUGAAACCAGUUGUUCAUCAGGGGAUGAAGGUGGAGAUCCUGAAGGAUUUGAAGACCCAGGAAGCAGCUAUGAAAGAGGUGACAGAGGAGAUUAAAAAGAAACUGCUUGAGAUGAAACAAAUUACUACAGCAAGUGAUCCUCUCUCCCUGCAGAUAAAGUUAAAGUGUGAGAAGGAAGCCAAUGGACACACCCAUGGGUCUUGGGAGUUUGGCUUUGAUGGACAGACAUACCCUCUCUUUGACUCAAAGAAGAAGAUCUGGACAGAGUUUCAUCCUGAGGGCAGAGAAUUAAAGAACACAAUAAGUGAUGACAGUGAUUUGACUAAGUUAUUGGUGAUGGUCUCAAAUGGAGACUGUUGGAUAUGGCUUGAGUGGGUUUUGGCACACUGGGAUGAGUUGCUAGAUAGGGCAGGCUUCCUGACCCUUCCGCCACUGGGUGUCCUCACCGCGUUGUCCCAGGAGGAGGAGGCCGGCUGGGGGAUCCAACGCUAA
Molecule: messenger RNA, 601 nt
Organism: Sorex araneus (European shrew)
Lineage: Eukaryota; Metazoa; Chordata; Mammalia; Eulipotyphla; Soricidae
Product: UL16-binding protein 6-like
Exons: 3
Coding region: 80-601 (173 amino acids)
Biological process (GO): antigen processing and presentation of endogenous peptide antigen via MHC class Ib; positive regulation of T cell mediated cytotoxicity; antigen processing and presentation of endogenous peptide antigen via MHC class I via ER pathway, TAP-independent
Cellular component (GO): external side of plasma membrane
Source: RefSeq, a predicted model, not a curated record